Molecule: messenger RNA, 396 nt
Organism: Thyridium curvatum
Lineage: Eukaryota; Fungi; Ascomycota; Sordariomycetes; Thyridiales; Thyridiaceae
Exons: 2
Coding region: 1-396 (131 amino acids)
Source: RefSeq, a predicted model, not a curated record
AUGAAGUUCAGCCACGCUCUUAUCGCACUUGUCGCGACCAUCUCCCAGGCGCAACCUAUUGAGGAUGUUUCUGCUGCUUCUCACAUUGAGAUCGUGCCUGGUUGGAAGCGGUCUUUGGACAAGCGCGCCGAUUGUACCUUCAUCGUCUGGACGGGCGAGAAUUGCGGCGGCACGCCCACUUCCAUUUCGGUGAACGUCGGCGCCAAGGGCAACUUCAGCCCCAAGCAGAAGAGCGUGAUGGUCAAGUCGAUGGUCUCUGGUGCGCACCUCAGCCUGUACCCGGAUGCGAACCAGCAGCCCUCCAACUCGCCCUCCAUCCGUCUCACCGGGCUCAACAAGGACGAGUGCUUUUACAACCCCGCGGCCUGGGGGAGCUACGGAGUCUACAACAACUGA